AUGAAAGUUUUGAGAAUUACAAUAUUAAGUAAAAAUAAUUAUUUAUAAAAUAUUUAUGAAUUUUAAGACUAAAUUAUUAAUAUUUUACAUUNAAUCAAACAGAUGUGUAUUUGGCUACAAGUAAUUUAUUUUAAGAAACUUAAAUUAUUUAAAUAUCAUUAAUAUUUAAUUAAUUUUAAUAAAAUAAUGAAUAAAAUUUAUCAUACUAUUUAUCUAUUAAUAAGUAGAUUGUUGAAGAGGAUUUUUAGUUCUAAUUAAAAUUUUAUGAAUAGAUUAACCCAUUUCCAACAUCUAAGGUAUAAUUUUUAUAAAAUGAUGAAAUUUAUUGUGAAGAUUAACAACAAGAGAAUAUUGAUGAAUGCUUUAAUAAAAAUGAACUUGAUUUUUUAUGGCAAAUUAAUUUAUUUUAUACUAAUCAAAUUUAAAAAGUUAUUUAACUAAAAAAUUCAUAAAUAAUAAUUAUUAAAUGUAAUUCAAAUGAAAUUUUUAAUUUAGGAAAUUUUGAAAAAAUCUAAUAUGAAAAUGUUUAUUCAUUUCAAAAUGAUUUAUUUCUAUUAUCAAAUAAAAAGAUGAAAGUUUUGAGAAUUACAAUAUUAAGUAAAAAUAAUUAUUUAUAAAAUAUUUAUGAAUUUUAAGACUAAAUUAUUAAUAUUUUACAUUAAAAUCCAGGAUACUUAUUUAUUUUAAAAUCUUGUGUUAGCUAUACAUUAUUAGAUAAUAAAUAUAUUUUAGAAUAAUAAUAAAAUUAUAAAGUAGAUUCCAAUGGUUAAUGUAUAUAAUAAAAGUUAUUAUAUAAAAACUUUUUGGAGAUUGAUCGAUCAAAUCAUGUUUUCAUUUUCAAAAAUGAAUUUAUUACAAAUAUUAUUCAUUUUAAAGAUGAGAUAAUACAUAAUAUACAUUAAUAUAAUUAAGAUGUAAAUUAAUUUUUGAUCUUAUCAACUAUUAAUAAUAGAAUUGUUGCUAUUAAAUAUUAUUAUUAUUAUUACAAAUUAAUAGAAGUGUAAUAAAUAUUAGAUUAUUCUUUUAAUUAUGUUUACCCAUUAAUUCAUAGUGUAAAUGGUUUUUAUCUUGUGAUUGCUGCUUAUGAUUAUCUAAAUACUUCAGUACUUUUAAUUUAUAACCUUGUCAAUUAUGAUUAGAAUCCAUUAAUUGAUAUUAUCAAAGUUGAUAACUUUACUUUCACUCUGACAACAUAUAAUGAAAUUUUUUUCUUUCAAUAGAAAGUUUUUAAAAAAUAAAAAAUUUAAGAAACUUUAGUAAAAUGUAGAAUAAAUUAUUUUUCUGAACCAUAAAAAAGUUUAAAAAUAGGUAUUCUUUUUAUUAAUUAAUUUAAUGAAACUCUUUCUCAAGUUGAUUAUAUUUAGUUUAAUUUAAUUAAUAAUUUUCAGAAACUAAAAUCUCUUGCUACUUAAGUGGUCGAAUUUACAUAUCAUCCUUAUUCAAAAUAUAUUCUAUUUGAUCCCAGAAAAUUUGUUUCAGGUCCUAUUGAAACUAUAUCCACAAAUACUUAUGACUUAGUAUUGCCAUUAAUUCAAAUUGAUCAAAUUAAUAGGCGAUAUUGCUAAGAGAUUUAAAAUUCCACUUGCAUUAUAGAAAAAAAUUAAUCAUUAAUUAUUUCUAACAUAUAUGAUGUUUCAAAGCAUUUUAUAUAAUUAGAUUUAAAACAAAAAUCAAAUAUUAUGAUAUUGAACUCUGAACUUUAUUUUUUUAUAUGUUAUAUGUAAGAAAGUGAUCUAUUUAUUUUAUUAUAUUUAAAGACAACCUUAGAAAAUGUUGCUAAUUUAACUAUUAUACAAUAAUUUAAUAACCCUAUAUUAAAUAUUUAAACAAUUAACUAAUAUUGCCUAAUUAUUUGUAGAGAUAUAAUUUAUAUUUAUGAAAUUGUAAAUAGUAAACUUAAUUUAAUAAGUACUUUUUAUUGUGUUUAAUGCUCUGUGAAAUAAAUACAUAAUUCAAAUUUUAUUGCUAUAUAUUAAAAGAUUACUUCAACUUAAAUUAUUGAAUUUAUUAUUCUUGAUUUUUUAAAUUAAGAACAUUUUAAAAAAUAUCUGCCUUUAAAUGAUUUAAUUUAUAUUGAUAAAGUUAUCGAAGUUUAAUUUGAAAUUUUAUCGAUUAAAUUAAUAGAAGGUAAUUAAUAUUAUGCUAAACUAUUUAUAUUGUUAUCUUAAUCCUUUAGCUAUGUAUUUGAUUUAAAUUUUAAUGGAGAAAACAUUACUAAUGAAAGAAAAGUAAUAAAAGCUUUAUCAAUUACCCAUUAUUAAGAAAUUUUAUUUAUGUUAAACUAUUAAAUAAUGAUUUUUGCAUAUUUUGAUACUUAAAAUUUAUUGUUUGCAAUAUCUAUGUAUAAUCUCACUGAACUCAAUCUUACAGAUAAGAUAUAUACCUUAUAUAUGAGCUUCUCUUCUAUUUAAAAAUAUAAUGAAUCUCAUUUUAUAGUAAUACCUAAUGAUGAUGAUUCAGAUCAUAUGGUUUAUUAAGUUGUCUCAUAUCAAAUUAAAAUUGAUAAUGAAUAAAUCAAAUCCUUUAAUUUGACUUGUAAGAAUUCACUAUCUGAGGUUGAAUUUUAAAUUCAUUUAUUGAAUGAAAGCUAAGAAAAGAGUUUUAAAAUCUAAUUAUAUAUUAUUAUAGUUUGGGAAAUUAUUUUAUUUAUCUUUCUACUCUAGAGAAGAAGAAGAAGUAGAUCUAAAUAAUUUUAUUGA
Paramecium pentaurelia is the source of this 2699-nucleotide messenger RNA. The record is from the annotation of a GenBank genome assembly. Lineage: Eukaryota; Ciliophora; Oligohymenophorea; Peniculida; Parameciidae.